AUCCGACAUCAGUCAACGACGAGCGGGCUUAAAAUGAAAGUCUAAGAAUUAUUUGACGGACAUCAGACGGAGUUGUUGAACAAGUUGGUGAGAAACCCUAGAGGUCAGAUGAGCUCAAAAUUCAUCUAAAUCACCUAUCCAUGCUUCAGGAAUAUCAUGGCCAUGAUAAAAUGGGACGUACUCAUACCAAAGAAAACUGGUGACAAGAUUCCUGUGGCCUUUGUUCUGCUGGAGCUGAUAAUUGAGAUUUUCUUUGAGUUAUAUGUAGUAUUUCCAACCCUCUUUGAGCCAUUUUCCCAGAGUUACAACAUCCAUUUAUCAAUCGGCCUCUUCCUCUUCUUCAACUUCAUCGGCAACUUCUACCUGAGCAUUGCCACUGACUUGACAUCGGGACCAAAUAUCCUCCCGUCGGUUCUAAAACCGGACUGGACUUACUGCCCUACCUGCAUGAUCAACAGCCCCCCUCGGGCAUCCCACUGUUUCAUCUGCAACAUCUGUGUCCUGAAGCGUGACCACCACUGCCUGUACACCGGAAAAUGCGUAGGACACAACAACCAGCGCUACUUCAUGAUGAUGCUGGUGUACUUUGCGCUUGGCGCCCUCUACGCCAACUACCUGAACAUUGAGUUCACGUACGAGAUGCUCAACAGCCUCAAUUGGCGAGUGGUCGUUACGUUCUUCGCUCCCGUCAUUGGAUGGAUCUUUGGAUUCACGCAGUCUCUCUCCUUCCUAACUUGCCUCCAGUGUAGCACCUGUGUUAUUUGCCUCAUGUUAUCGUUGGGAAUGAUUUACUACCAUUUAGCGCUCAUCCUUCGAGGGCAGACCACCAGAGAAUGGCGGAAAGGGAUCCGUCGGUACAACCGAGGUUGGUGUCAGAACCUGCUGGACGUCUUCGGGACCAGGUGGUACCUGAUUUGGUUGUGGCCGUGGAUCUCAUCCCCACUGCCAGGGGAUGGCAUCCAUUUUGUGAAGAGAGAUAAGAAUUUGGAGAAUGUGAAAGAUAUAUGACAAACCUGACACAUGUUUUCAUUUCAUUCUACAGUGACAGAAGAUCUUUUUAAACUUUAAUUCACUUGCAAUGAUGUUUUUUGUAUUGAUUAAUUACCAUUUGUAUUUAUUACGUACAAAUCAUAUGAAAUUGCCUCAAUAUUCAUUGAUUUGUCAAAUUCCUACUAAUAAUAUCGUGAAAUUUCUGUCAACACUACUUAAAAUGUAUUAUGUCACGUUGCAGAUAUUUUCUGGAUUUCAAUUAUUUGUAAAUUAUUGAAGAUGUAAUAUCAGCAUCUAUGUACAAUUAACUUUGUGUGCAUUUAUAGAACUUGGCAAACUAUAUUGUGCUGCUUUUGCAUCCUCAUCUCAAAUGGGAAGGCAUAGAUUGCAGAGUUGUAGGCAGAGAGGUGUAAACCAGGAUCGGGAAAAUGUGAAACUGGUGGUUCAUGUAAAUACUGGUAAAUACCUUCUCAAUGUUAUGACAUUGAAAAGUUGGGAUUUUUUUAAAGCAAAGACCCGUAUGUAGUUAGAGACAAUCAUGGGUGUAUUAAUACAUGAUGCCAUACCAUUCAAGUUGGGGGAUGAAACAAUAGUUCACUUCCCCCCCCCCCCUUCCCCCUUGGUCAAUCAAUAGGUUCACUGCUUGAAUUUACACCAGUGGGACAAUGCUUGAUAUCUCGGCUAUUCACACUGCUAAAUUAUUAUUCAUUAUCAAUGUUAUCAUUUUUUGUUUUUGAUAUGAAGCCCUCACCUAAAUUCAGAGCCAUCUUUCGAAUAGGAUUCCCAUAUAAAACAGCAGACAAAACAAACAAGGAAACCGCCAUUCAUGAAAGACACUAGGCUAUGCUUUUGUAGGCAGGUUCAAAGGAACAAUAUAUCUUUCUUGGUGACAUUCCUUUGUAUUAUUUUGCCUGCAGAUACAUCUAGCUAUUAGAUUAGAAUAGAUUGGAUUUGAUUUGAUAGCAUUUAUUCCAUUCAUUAUAAAAAACAAAACGAGGCACAUACAAAGUUAACAUACAUUACAUGGGAAAAUUGUGAAUAAUGCAAUGAUAUCAUCUGAGAGAUGGGAAACAGAGAUGGGAAAUUCCAGCAUGAAAGAUGUGUCUCUGACUUUGAUUAGAUCUCUCAUUGUUAUCAUUAAGUAGUAUUAUUAUUAUUAUCAUCUUCCUAAUCAUUGUUUACAAUUGAAUUAUCAGUAUUUCAUAUUUGUUUGAAUAGUGACAUGUAAUUGUGCUUCGUUUUGGUUUCCAUAUAUACCUUGGACAUAAAACAGUAUUCUUGAUUUGCAGCUGGCUUAUUGAAUUUACACAGAAUUUAAUAUUUAGAAUGUACCAAUAUGUUCAGAUUUUGAUAAUUCAGUAGUGAUUAUACCACGAUAUUGGAAUGUAGACAUACAUGCAAUAUUCUUUUUUGCCUCGAUUCUGUGUGGUGUCUUAUAGAAGUACUCCUUCUCUUGGGGCGUCACGGCAUUUGCUCCUGCGACAUUUGGUCCAGUCUUAUUAUCUCAGAGGGCAUAGAGUUAGAGUUAGGAUUCUAAUACAUUUUUUGUUCAGAAAAUCCAGAUUUUAUUGUUUGAAAUAAAAAUCCUCUGAAUAUAAUUUGUUUUGCCCAAUUAAUUGUGGGCCCGGUAGCCACUGUGCAGCGCCAGAUCGAUGUUGCUAUUAAUUUGCCAUAACAUGCCUCCACUAUUAAAGUCAGAUGUACUGAAAGGUAAAUCAAAAUCUCCAACCUUUUGUGCAGAUGGUGUAAAGGAUCAAGUAUGAGGAGCACUAUUGUGUCUGCUAUACUUAUAUUCUCCCAUACAUAAUGUCAAUUAUUUAUAAGAGACUUGCCAAAGCUGUUGCAGUUGUACAAGAUAAGCAAUUAUACAAGUAUGCUGUUUGUGUAAAAAUUUAACAGAUUUCUGAUAUAUAUUGAUAAGUAUUGAAAAAAAUAAUCUAGAUUCUAGAUUGACGGAUGAUUAGUUUGGUACAUUAGGUAGACAGUUUGUACAUUAUGUAGGUACCCAGUUGGACAAAGAACAAAAAACAAAAUCUGUUAACCUAUUAGAUUCUUUGGUGCUGCACAUACGUUAGUUGAAAAUUAGAGGAGGAAAAAAAUGAUUCUAUACAGAAUAUAUGUAUAUGCAGGAAGAAUCCAAUUUCCACCAACUUAUUAGGAUGAAAUUUGUGAAAGUAGAUUUGUAAUGCCAUGGUGUGGAGAAGUUUGUAUGCAAUUAAACCCACCUUAUGCAAAAUGCAGGGUAAGUUCUUGUUUAGAAUAGAUGAUGGACUCUUGCUUACUACUUUACUGGCAGAUAAUAUGGUAUGUACUAAAAUAAAAGCAGACAUUUCACUUAAAUUUUAACAUUGUCAGAAUUUAAAUGCUAGUAUAUUUAUCGAUAUAUACCGUAUGUAAAGAGUUGGAGACCUACAUGUACAAAAUAAAUUAAGUCAAUAUGUUUACUGACCAUUUUGACAUGAGAAUCAUAAAGUGAAUCAUCGUUAUACAAAAGUGUUGAAUCAAAAUCACUUUUUACGCUACUUAGACAUCAUGAAAUAUAUGGAAAUUUCUCUGUAAAACAUUAGCAUGAACGGAACACAAAAUGUAAAUUGUAAGUAUUAUAGAAAAAUAUGCAAUAAGAAUUAGAUACAGAUUUCAUUCGACAUUAGCACAAUGGGAUGUGAGCCUAAUAUUUUUCUUUUUAUAUGUAUUGUUUGAUACAUUUAUGCAAUUGCCAUAAAAAUUAAUGAAGACAGUACGAUACCACUCACCGAACCUCUCCUUUGAUUUAUUGCAAUUUACUCUAAAAUAUAUAUCUCUCAAAGCCGUUUUACUUUUGUAUAGAUAGUCUUUAUAUAAAAGCAUUUGAUCCAAUAUUACUUUAUGCAAUGAACAUUGGUUGUGCUAUUUGUAGGUUAACCCAAUGAUUAUUUCAGUGUAAACAUACUGCAGGUGACCCUUCUAAGGUCAAAUCUGUUGGCACCCAGGAAAUCUGUUUGACCUAGGAGAAAUUUGACUUUCAAGAUGUAAAAUAGACACGUUUUGCUUAUUCUGUUCUGCAAUGAUGCUUCGAGUAAAGCGAUUGUUUGACUUCUGGAAGGUUGGCUUUUAUGCAGAGUUACGUUAUUACAGAAUAGAGUGGUCGGCCAUGGAAUAAUUGUCUUGCCUAAUGUUAAAUGUAUUUUUAAGCACAGUACUCAUGUUCAUGAAGUAUUCAUAGUUAUGAGAAGCACGUGGUUAUAUAUAUUCAAUGACCAUGCAUGAUAUUUAUUUAUGUCAAGCAUGUAUGCAAUUAAUUAUGGUCACCAGUUCCAAAAUAACUUAGUACAUUUUUACAACUAAAUCAAUUAUGUGCAAUGUAUUCUUGAGUGAUUUUUUUUUACUUGUAGGUAAACAUGUUUAAGAGAUCAUGUAGUAUGUAAAAUUAAUGUCAGUUGAUGCAUUAUUCAUGUACUGUACAUUCACGAGACUUCAAUGUCACAAUUGUUUUUUGUAAUGACCUUGAUUUUAUCAGAAAAUGGAAAUUGCUACUGUUAUUUAUCUUUAAUUUGCGAAAAUUAUACCACACAGCAAAAUAUCUAGCAUGCAUAUUGAUGUACGUGUACCCCCAGAUUUGUGGUAGGUUAGUUGCUAGUUAAAGUACAACUCUGUUUUAUAUUUGUAAAUUGAUUAAACAUUAAGAGAAAACAAAA
Lytechinus pictus (painted urchin) is the source of this 4664-nucleotide messenger RNA. RefSeq names its product probable palmitoyltransferase ZDHHC24. Gene Ontology annotation, molecular function: palmitoyltransferase activity. Bases 157 to 1008 code for a protein of 283 amino acids. Lineage: Eukaryota; Metazoa; Echinodermata; Echinoidea; Temnopleuroida; Toxopneustidae. The record is from RefSeq and is a predicted model, not a curated record. The transcript has 2 exons.